This is a messenger RNA of Daldinia vernicosa, 1070 nucleotides long. RefSeq names its product Sec1-binding region of Mso1-domain-containing protein. Bases 138 to 926 code for a protein of 262 amino acids. The record is from RefSeq and is a predicted model, not a curated record. The transcript has a single exon. Lineage: Eukaryota; Fungi; Ascomycota; Sordariomycetes; Xylariales; Hypoxylaceae.
GUCCAUACAAUCCCAUACAAUCCCAUACAAUUUGUAAUUUAGUCAAACUCUCCACAAGAAUCAGACGAACAUACCCGCUUAGACGCAUUUAUCCAAGAACUAAAUCCCCUUAAGCUCGUCUAGGGCCACAAGACAAGAUGUCGGCCUGGUAUAGCAACCUUGUCGGUGCGACAACUUCGAAAAUCUCCAAUCUCCAACGAACGUUCCUUAGUAGCGAAGCCGACGGCGAUACCGAGGACGAUACGCACGUGUGCAGAGUCCUUCGAUCUUAUUACACCGAGAAAGGCAAGCCGUUUCCUUCGUGGCUACCACCAGACCCUAAAGCGCCUCCUCCAGUUGCUGCAGUAUACGCGCAGCCGUCGCAAGUCGGUUCGAGAUACGGUGGUCUUACUCAGCAACCCCAAGGUGGUCUAAGUUCGCUUUGGGACAACAAUCCAGUGUCACAGCCGCAAGAUGCACAAAGUCUAAGGAGAGGUAGGGGCGCACCUCCUGGUAUACGGAAUAACGACCCUAGGAACAGUCCGUUCCGUAAUUCGGACCCUACGGUCGGACGGGAAGAGGUGUCUGCAAGACCGUUGCCCAGCCAAAGAGCCGGAAGCUACCAGACUGCCGGGACAGCACCGCCCACCACUUCGUCUGGAGGUUCGGCACAGGAUAGGCUGAAGCAGCGACUGUUCGGUGGCUCGAGGACAACAAGUCCUGUAGCAACUGGACCUUUUCAACCUCCGCCGCAGAAUAAUUCUAGAGGAAACAUCAACAACAACAAUUCCGGAAGUGGAAAUUAUGAGGAUAGGUUUGCACCUGGGGGUAUGUACGAUGGAGGUUCUAAGGGUAGCGGUCCUCCAUAUGACUCGGGAUCGGGAAGUGGAGGCAGGCCCGGGGGCAGGCGGCUAGGAGGCCUACCGAGCGGGCCUAAGAUGAGAUGAGGCUUUUGUUAGAUGGACGGAACUGUAAGACACUUUCCGUUUGGUUGCGCUGUCCUGGGAUCUUGAAAUUUGGAAUUAGGAAUCGAGACAGGGGAUGGAGAUGAGGCUAUAUCGGACGCCAAGCUGCGGGAGGCAGGGUGCGAA